Molecule: messenger RNA, 471 nt
Organism: Fusarium vanettenii 77-13-4
Lineage: Eukaryota; Fungi; Ascomycota; Sordariomycetes; Hypocreales; Nectriaceae
Exons: 2
Coding region: 1-471 (156 amino acids)
Source: RefSeq, a predicted model, not a curated record
AUGAACAACACCAACAACUCUCAGUCUUCUCCAGUCCCCGCUGUGCCUCACCAGCUCAACCAGUCACAGCCCUCUGCUACUACUGCGGAUCAUUCACCAGCACGCUUGGUCAACACCAACCAAACCGUCACAGCGAACCAAAGAUCUGUCAGCCAGCUCCGUCAAAGGUGGCAGCUACUUGAGCAGCAGUAUGCCACGGACAUCCAGACACUAGCCUCAGCUCGAGUGACGGCUCCGGCUCCAGCCACUCAAGCCACACCAGCUCUAGCCUCAAUGCCCCAGGCCCGCAACAUUGGCUGGGCUCGCACAUUCAACCGUCGUGUGCUUGCUGGGCGACACGUUACUGCAACAUUUUAUUUUGAUCGCAAUGGGGACCCCCGCGGUUAUUUGUAUCAGCACGACGAGUUCAUUCUUGGGCCCGUCAACGAAUGGGGAGGUGUUGCAUCAGGAUAUGGACUGUUCCCGAUCUGA